Messenger RNA from Colletotrichum phormii, 1047 nucleotides. RefSeq lists its product as uncharacterized. Lineage: Eukaryota; Fungi; Ascomycota; Sordariomycetes; Glomerellales; Glomerellaceae. The transcript is spliced from 4 exons. The annotation marks the transcript as partial. The record is from RefSeq and is a predicted model, not a curated record.
UUUGACUAUUGCGAUAAAGAUCGACACUUCAGGAUGACCAUCGUACAAACGGCCUCGACACACUUUGUCCUUCUCAACGCCCUUUUAGCUAUCUCAUGCAAGCACUCAAGUCAGACACAGCCCGAGAAAUGGGUUGCUGGAGAUGCCGACGACUACCAAGCUAGAUGUUUGCAAUCAUACAUCCCCGCUCUAGCACACCCGGGGUCGGCACGAGGAUUUACGACUGGAGUUCUGUGCGCCAUCACUAUGAUACUGCGACUCUACGAGGAAAUGAUAGUUCCGUCUGUCGAUGAUCGGCCGUAUGAGCACAUCUUAGACACGAACAUAUUCACUUUGCCGGACUCUUCAGAAGACCCAAACUACAGUCUAUGUCGCGCAUGUCUGCUAGUUGCCAUCCGUCAGGAAAUCUUCAUCUCUUUUGUAGCACGUACUCCUCCGCCCCGACUUGCACACAGAUGCGGCAUCACUAAAACCCUUGAGCCCACAAGCGACUUCGAUUGGGCUUGGCGCAUCAUCACUUUCACUGAAGACGUUUUGACGUUUGCAUACGGCCCAGACGCGCGGUCUACUGCGUCUUGGGAAGAUCUACGUACAUCUCUGCAUCAGUGGAUGGAGAAGAGGCCGGCAUCUUUCAAUCCUCUGUGGCAAGCGGGCUCUGAUCGCGAGACCAUCCCUGAGAUAACAUUUGCCAACGACUUCCAUAUUGCUGGUCAGCAACAUGCCAUUAUCUGCCAGAUAAUAUUACUAACUUACGACCCUCGUAUGCCUGUACUCGGCCUUGACAGGGCUAUGGCUUCAAAAGCUGUUGAAGUAGAGAUCCGGCGCUUGACCCGUCAAAUUUGUGGUAUUGCAUACUCGGCAGGCGAAUGGCAGCCGGCAACCAAAGCCGCGGGGAUGACGGUUGCCAUGUGUGGCCAUUUGUUCCGCAAUCCUGCGGAACAGGAGAAGCUCCUGGAGCUUCUCCCAAAGUCUGAAGCGCACAUGGGCUGGUCACUGUUGAGGCAAGAAGAGAGGUUAAAGGCCUUUUGGGAACGUAACGCAGAGUAA